Molecule: messenger RNA, 1656 nt
Organism: Fragaria vesca subsp. vesca
Lineage: Eukaryota; Viridiplantae; Streptophyta; Magnoliopsida; Rosales; Rosaceae
Product: metal tolerance protein 1-like
Exons: 2
Coding region: 205-1443 (412 amino acids)
Biological process (GO): zinc ion transmembrane transport
Cellular component (GO): vacuole; plasma membrane
Molecular function (GO): zinc ion transmembrane transporter activity
Source: RefSeq, a predicted model, not a curated record
GAAUAUCUGGUGAGACUUAAUCUGUAAAGUCAUGGAGGGCGGUUGAAUAAAGGUGACCCCUAUAAUGAUGUUUCAGGAGAGACCCAAGAGGCCAAUGAUCAUAGAUAAGAUCCUCAAGGCCAUAAAUGAUCCGUAUCAGUGCCAGUAGUGGAAACUGAUCAGAGAAGAAGACCCAACUUUGUGUAUGCCAGAAGCACCAUAAAGAUGGAAUCGGAGAAUCCACAACAUUCCCAGAUUAUUGAGAUCCAUGGAGAUAUUUCUGGUGGAGAGACGAGUGUGGGUGGGAGUAAAAUUUGUGGAGAAGCACCAUGUGGACUAUCGGAUGUUGGACCGAACUCUAAAGAUUCCAAAGAACGAUCAACUGCCAUGCGCAAGCUCUUGAUAGCAGUGGUACUUUGUGUUCUCUUCAUGGGUGUUGAAGUGUUUGGUGGCAUUGAAGCCAAUAGCUUAGCAAUAUUGACUGAUGCAGCACAUUUGCUCUCCGAUGUUGCAGCCUUUGCCAUCUCCUUGUUCUCCCUGUGGGCUGCUGGCUGGGAAGCAACUCCUCGUCAGUCUUACGGCUUUUUCAGGAUUGAGAUUCUUGGUGCUCUUGUUUCUAUCCAACUCAUAUGGUUGCUUGCUGGGAUAUUGGUGUAUGAAGCCAUUGUCAGAAUGAUUUCUAACACAUCUGAGGUGAAUGGUUUUUUGAUGUUUCUUGUUGCUGCAUUUGGUCUAGUGGUUAAUAUUGGCAUGGCUGUACUGUUAGGCCAUGAUCACGGUCAUGAUCACGGUCAUGGCCAUGGACAUGAUGAUCAUGAUCAUCACAGCCAUGGAAUGACAAUAUCUACUCAUCAUCAUCACCACCAUGAGGAACACUCGAAUGAUGAGCACCAUCAUGAUCAUGAAAAACACUCACAUGAUGAACACCGUCACAGUCAUGAUGAUCAUAAACACAAUGAUGCUGAGGAAGGUCAAGCUCAUGAGCCACUCUUAGACAAGCCAAAAGAUGGGGAUGGACAAAAGAAGCAACGGAACAUAAACGUGCAAGGAGCUUACCUUCAUGUUCUUGGGGACUCUGUUCAAAGUAUCGGUGUAAUGAUUGGUGGGGCUAUCAUAUGGUACAAGCCGGAAUGGAAGAUAGUUGAUUUAAUUUGUACCCUUGUAUUUUCUGUUAUUGUUUUAGGAACAACUGUCAGGAUGAUGAGGAACAUACUCGAUGUACUAAUGGAGAGCACACCAAGAGAGAUUGAUGCAACGAAACUUGAGAAGGGGCUGUUGGAGAUGGAAGAGGUGGUGGAAAUCCAUGAGCUGCAUAUAUGGGCAAUCACAGUCGGGAAAGUCCUGCUGGCUUGCCAUGUGAAAGUCAGACCAGAAGCAAAUGCAGACAUGGUGCUGGAAAAAGUGAUUGAUUAUAUCAGGAGGGAGUACAACAUCAGCCAUGUGACUAUACAAGUUGAGCGUUAGCGAGCUCUUUGAAGGUUAAGAUCAGGAUAUGGUGAAGUUUUAAAAGUUAUGGUUUCGUGUAUUACUUUUCUUAGAUGUAUACUCUUCUUAGAUGAGGGUCCAGAUUUUUAGCAUCAGAAUUGAUGUCUAUAGGCAGUUUGCUGAUCUUACAGAAGAUGCAUGUUUUUGGUGUCGAGUAAUUAUAUUUUGGUUACGUUUGCAGCCACCUUGAUU